This is a messenger RNA of Neurospora tetrasperma FGSC 2508, 2093 nucleotides long. Its product is annotated as Phospho-2-dehydro-3-deoxyheptonate aldolase. The record is from RefSeq and is a predicted model, not a curated record. Bases 162 to 1607 code for a protein of 481 amino acids. The transcript has a single exon. NCBI's taxonomy places the organism in Eukaryota, Fungi, Ascomycota, Sordariomycetes, Sordariales, Sordariaceae. Gene Ontology annotation, molecular function: 3-deoxy-7-phosphoheptulonate synthase activity. Gene Ontology annotation, biological process: aromatic amino acid biosynthetic process.
CGUCGUCGUUUAAGACUUCACUUUUGGAUAUUGACCCACCUGUUCAUUCUUAGUCACUCGCUGUUUGAAUACUACUGCCAAGACAUCACAAGCGCCACUUUGGCCUCGAAAUUUCCACCCACUUACACACCAACUUCACCAUCUUCAAAUCCGUCGUCACCAUGAGCCAACAAACGACACCAAACGCCCCCGGAUGGACACCCGACUCGUGGAGAUCCAAGCCCAUCAAGCAAUGCCCCGAGUACCCCGACAAGGCCGCCCUUGAAAAGGCCACUAACGAGCUCAAGACCCUCCCGCCCAUCGUCCUCCCCAACGAGAUCAUCCGCCUCCGGGAACACCUUCGCGAUGUCGCCCAAGGCAAGGCCUUCCUCCUUCAGGGCGGCGACUGCGCCGAACUCUUUAGCUACUGCCAGCAAGACGUGAUCGAGUCCAAGAUCAAGCUUCUUUUACAGAUGUCGCUUGUCCUCCUCUGGGGCGCCGACAAGCCCGUUGUGCGCAUCGGUCGCAUGGCCGGCCAGUACGCGAAGCCUCGCUCAUCGCCCGUCGAGACCAUCAACGGCAAGGAAGUGCCCUCCUUCCGUGGCGACAUCCUCAACGGCUUCCACCCCGACGAGCGUGAGCUGGAUCCCAACCGUCUCGUGCGCGCCUACCAGUACUCGUCAGCCACACUCAACUACAUCCGCGGCGCCAUCGGUUCCGGCAUCGCCGACCUUCACGGUCCCCUCGACUGGGGCCUCGGCCACGUGCGCGACCCGGCUCUUAAAUCCAAGUACCAGGAAACCGUCGACCGUAUUCAGGAAAUGUUGCGCUUCAUGCACACCAUCGGCGCCGACCAAAACGAGAAGCUGUCGACCGUCGAGCUCUUCACCUCGCACGAGGGUCUCCUUCUCGAGUACGAGGAACCGCUCACCCGCUUGCUCAACCACCCUUCGGUCCGCUCCUACCCUCCCGACUCUACCACUCCCCCCAAGAAAGAAUACUACAACACGUCGGCUCACUUCUUGUGGAUCGGCGACCGCACGCGCCAAAUCGACCACGCGCACGUCGAAUAUUUCCGUGGCAUCGCCAACCCCAUUGGCGUCAAGAUUGGUCCCUCGACACCUACUUCGGACUUGCUUCCCAUGCUGCGCACACUGAACCCCAACCGCGAACCCGGCAAGGUUACGCUCAUCACGCGCUACGGCGCCGACAAGGUGGCCUCUCUCCUGCCUGCGCACAUCCGCACAGUCGAAAGCUCAGAGUACGCCCGCACCGUGGUCUGGCAGUGCGAUCCCAUGCACGGCAACACACAAUCGGUUAGCGGCGGCAUCAAGACGCGCAAGUUCAGCGACAUCUUCUCGGAACUUCAGCAGACACUACGUAUCCACAAGGAACAGAAGUCGUACCUGGGCGGCAUGCAUCUGGAAUUGACGGGUGACGCGGUGACGGAGUGCUUGGGAGGUGGUGCAGGACUGGAUGAGGAUGACUUGAGUACUAACUAUACGAGCUUCUGCGAUCCGCGGUUGAACGAGAAGCAGGCGCUGGAGCUGGCGUUCUUGGUGGCGGAUCAUUAUAGGCAGGAGAGGAAGGAGAAGGAGGCUGAAAGGAGAAAGGCCUCGGUGGUCUAGAGGGCUGCUUGCUUGAGGAUGUGGAGGAGCUGGCAGGUGAAAAGGCUACUGAGGCUACUGGUGCGAACGGGAGUGCUCCUACUAGUGGAGGAACUGCUACAACUAUUGGGGCUGCUACAACGAAUGGGGCAGCAAAUACAAAAUAGGAUGCGACUACCAAUGAGGCUGCUAUUACAUCUAGGGCAGGUAGUGGUUUUGGAUGUGGCGGGACUGCUGCUUCGGAAACUCUUUCAUGACAGGUCAAAGCUGGGAACGGCUGAUGAGCCACGACGGGAGAUGGCCCAUGGUCGCGAUGUAGCUAUUGUAUGAUAAAAGGACGGAUAGUUUUUGUGAUGAAAAGCGAAUCGGCCAUAGGCGGUGAAUUUUACGGGUCAUGGAAAAAGAGGGAGGAAAAAGUCCCAAAAGGGAUGAUAAAACGGUCUAUGAGGAGGCAAGCGGUCGUUGUGAUAUGAACAAGGUUUCUCAAAAUUCAAAAGUGUAAUAGCG